GAGCACUUGAGGGUAACUACUAACUGCCAUGAGAACCGUUAAGCUCCAAAAGUUUCCGUUUGCUUAAAUUACGCUGACCAGCAAUGGAGAGAGGAAUCAGAUCAAGUUCAAGGGAGCACAGAAUGGCUCUUGACGGCCAUCAGAGCAUGUUUGCAAAUUCACUCUUUCCCUCAUACCAGCAUCAGGCUAGUGCACAUACAGGUGGUGGGAGCAAUGGUAGCAUGGCAUUGCCCUCGGUUGCUGUCCCCAGUGUCUCAAUACAGGAACAGGACACAGCAGCCUACGUACCCUGGUCUAACAAUGCUCAUGAUGAUCCCUAUGGCCUUAUCAGCUAUGCAAAGAGCAGCAUUGAAAGCAGGAAACCCACUGAUAAUACUGACUGUGACGGGGAGACUGAUCUACAGGGUCUGGUGUCGAAUAUUUUGGAUGAAGCUGAUUCACGGGACAGCUACUACAGUGAAGGGGGCCUACCUACAUGUAAUCCGAUCUGGUCUCCAAAGACAUUGAAAGAAGAACUGCCACAGUAUUUUCAGUCAGAGGCGAAAAUGCAACAUAAUCUUACCUUUCCUCCAAACUAUGAAACCUGUGAGGCUUUUAAUAAUGCACACAGACAGUCCAAGGACAAAGAUGUUGAGGAGUUUUAUCAACAGUCCAGGGGCCUUUCUGCCAAUCAACAAUGGCUUUUUAAUUUGCCUAAUGGUGACCAAGACAGCUACACCCUCGGUCCUCAGAAACUGCCACCAGGUCUACCAAUACCCAAGACGGGAAAUGCUUACUUGUCACAGAUACAACAAAGCAAAUUUGACAACAUGCCACCUGAGAAAGACAGAGGGAAUAUUCAGCAUAUGAAUAGUUUCCCUGACUUCAGUAAUGUAUUUAGAUCUCAAAAUGAAAUGAACAGCCCAUGCUUAAAUCCCUAUGAAAACCAGUACACCCAGAGCAGUGCAAAGCCUAUCAGUAACAAGCAGUAUGGGCCACAGGACAUUAACCAACUGGUCAGCAGUUUUCAGUCGUUCAUGGCUGGUGAGCUUGAUAGCUUAUGUCGUGGAGACUUUCCAAACAUUCACAGGCAGACAGUGGGCAUGAACCAUGAAGACAGCAUGGUUGAACAAUGGAAAAUCACCAGUCCUGCAAUGUCAACACAAAGUACUCCUGCGAUGCAGACACAAAAACGGCUGGUGGGAGAUUUUGGGACAGCGCAGAUGGAAAUAAAUGGAGGAGUGAGGAAACAAACAUGUAAACAUGAUGCCUUUCAAGAUCCACCUGGUUUCAGCCCACAGAACACAGAGUACUUCCAGCCGUCCAAGCCAUUCUCUGCAUCUUUAAACCUCCCCAACCAAUACCACAGCAGCAUGGCCAUGCACAAAGAGAAGACUUCACUCCCCAUUAACAUGAGCAUGAACCAGUAUACAGAGCAUCACAUCCAACAGGGCCUUGCACAGAGCAAGCUCAAGCCACAGAUGCAGAGGGAAAAGAAGGGGGUGCAUAUGUCUGGCUUUGUAGAAGGCUUCUUUUCAAGACCCACUACCAACACUAACAUGAGAAGAGGGGAUAAGAAACAGGCUCUCUCACAAAACCCGUACUUUGACCAUCUGGGGAGUGUGCAGUCUCAGAGAUUUUUUGGGGAAAACAGCAUGGCCACUGUAGGGAAUACACAGCAGCUCAUACCUUUCAUGUAUACUGUGAAUGACCCCAGAGGGUACUCCAGCGUGCCCAUCAACUCCUCAGAUUUCAGCUCUAGAUCCACACUGUCCUAUGGAAGUGUUGUUCCUAGCAUAGGUGUGGGUGAUAUGAUGUCAGCCAAAGAGUCUGGAGCUUCUAGCUCCUGUGUCAGUGACAUGAUGACCUGCAGAAGAGAGAGCACUUAUCAUGACAUGGCCUCAGCCAGUGCAGAUUCAAUGGUGAUGAAUCAAGGAGGAAUUGUGAUCCAGCUUUACUUCUACCUGGAUGAGUGUUUCGAGCAGUGGAGGACUUUGAAGAGUGAGAGGAAGAGGAUAGAGGACAUCCUUACCAAGACAUUUUCUGGAAGAAGGACUACAGCAGUGGCCAACACUAACAUACCCAAAACUCCACCUAAUCCCACAAGAGUCGACCACCUCAUUGUUAAUCAGAGGAGAGAACAAGCAAGGGUGGCAGGCCUCCUGGAUAGAAUGGAGCGUCUGUGCAACACUCCCCUCCAUAUGAAUAUUCACACAGCACUGAGCAGGCAUCAUAUGGCUCUUUGCAUCACCCAGGCAAGACGCAAGGAGGAGAUUGCCAGCAUGUCCAGACACCAGCGGCAGAGAGCUCAUUUCACAGAGGACAGAGACACCCUGCUGUUGGUCAUUGCACUGAAGGAUCUCGCGGCCACUACCAGGAAGCUCUGCACAGCCCUGUGGUGUGCUCUCCAGAUGACACUUCCGAAACCUGUCAAGAAGCAGGACCACCAUGUUACCAGGGAGGCUACACACACACAGAGGGGCUCCUCUCCAUUUGAGGGAUAUUCUUUUAAGAUAUGA
Epinephelus moara (kelp grouper) is the source of this 2498-nucleotide messenger RNA. It is a transcript of the gene meioc, whose product is annotated as minamoto. Lineage: Eukaryota; Metazoa; Chordata; Actinopteri; Perciformes; Serranidae. The transcript has 8 exons. Gene Ontology annotation, biological process: mRNA stabilization; female meiosis I; male meiosis I. Bases 84 to 2498 code for a protein of 804 amino acids. The record is from RefSeq and is a predicted model, not a curated record. Gene Ontology annotation, cellular component: nucleus; cytoplasm.